This is a messenger RNA of Brassica napus (rape), 2084 nucleotides long. RefSeq lists its product as uncharacterized. The transcript has 11 exons. Lineage: Eukaryota; Viridiplantae; Streptophyta; Magnoliopsida; Brassicales; Brassicaceae. Bases 746 to 1894 code for a protein of 382 amino acids. The record is from RefSeq and is a predicted model, not a curated record.
AUUAAUUCAUGUUCCAAUUUGAUAUUAUGUGUUUUGUAAAACUCUGCAAGAUUGAAAAUAUAUGUUUCUUGGAUCUUUUCGUUUUAGGUUAUAAGAGCAUGAUUAAACAUGGUCUUUUAGCUGGGGUUCCUAACUCAUGAUUCGAUAUUUUUUAUUUUUUUUAUAUUUUUCGGCUAACAGACGGCUUUUAAUAUCUCUUAUUUAAUAGACGAUUUCUAGCUUUUUUUAGUUAAAAUCUAAAAAAUGGUAAGAACCGUCUCUUAACCGAAACUAAAAACCUGAAUGAGUUUAAUCAUGGUCGAAUAGGAUAGAUUUCAACAAUUGAUUAAUUGUGAUUGUAACCCGUCUGUUCCGCUUGGUUCAUUGUGUUUUUCGAGGCCCUGACUUUAAUUGGAUUGAUUAUAAAGUUGUUAAGUGAAUACUCUGACUUUUGAAAGAUAAACUUGUAAUUUACUGAAAACCCUUGAAAUGCUCCACUAUCCCACACAUGACACAAUGUGUCUUUUCUUUACUAAAAUAGUCGUCACCUGUUCUAAUUAAGAUCCUACUUCGAAAUUUUCCAUGUGACUGCUUUAAACGUGCCUUCUACCUUAUCUCUCUAACAUCUAUCUGCUUUUACUUAUCACUUCCGCUUCUGAUUUUGUGAAGCUUCUCUUGGUUUUCAUUGUUUAACAAUACUAAGGGGAAAUAAAAAAAUUUCUCAGUUUUGUGUAAUUCUUUAUUGCUUUGUACAUUGCAGGAUUUGAUGAAUAGAUCAUGUCUCUGUAGUAUCUUAAUCACUACUGCUCUUAUUUGUGGUGCUUACUUCAUUGGUAAUGCUUAUAUCGACAAAGAAUUUAAAGAGAGAUUGCUAAGAUGGAAAAUCACUGAUAAGAUGCAUAACGCAACAUCCAAUACAUGCCAGAAUCUAAAUAAGCCAUUGGGUAGUGAAGCACUACCGCAAGGAAUCAUCGUCAAAACAUCAAACUUGGAAACGCAACAUCUAUGGAACUACUGCGACAGUGAAAAUGUUACUGAAGGUAAUACUAAUCGUUCGAUGAGUUUGUUAGCCAUGGCGGUUGGAAUCAAGCAAAAUGAGCUGGUCAACAAAGUUAUACAAAAGUUUCUUCUUCAAGAUUUCGUGGUCAUGCUUUUUCAUUACGAUGGUGUUUUGGACGACUGGAACCAGUAUCCAUGGAGUGCACAUGCAAUUCAUGUUUCCGUGAUGAAUCAAACAAAAUGGUGGUUCGCCAAACGAUUCUUGCAUCCUGAUGUAGUUGCAGAGUAUGAAUAUAUUUUCCUUUGGGACGAAGAUCUCGGUGUAGGUCAUUUCAAUCCUCAACGAUACCUAUCUAUUGUCAAAGAAGAAGGUCUUGAGAUAUCGCAACCCGGCCUCGACCCAACAGAAUCAGAGGUGUAUCAUCCUAUAACCGCUCGUCGCGAGAACUUAAAAGUCCAUAGGCGGAUAUAUAAAUACAAAGGCGGCUUCCGAUGCGAUGGCAAUAGCACCGAUCCUCCUUGCAUCGGAUGGGUAGAACUGAUGGCACCUGUUUUCUCUAGAUCAGCAUGGAGAUGUUCUUGGUAUAUGAUUCAGAACGAUUUGAUCCAUGCUUGGGGUUUGGAUGUACAGCUUGGUUAUUGUGCUCAAGGUGAUCGGAAGAAAAAUGUAGGUGUUGUUGAUGCGGAGUACAUAGUUCAUUACGGUCUUCCCACACUAGGUGGGGUUGUAAACGCUUCAAGCUCCGCGCGUAAUGAGACAAACCCAAAAUCAGGGGUUUCACAGGAUUUAUCAGAGUCUGAUGGAGUGGAUAACAGAGGAAAAGUGAGGAUGAAAUCAUCUGUAGAGAUGAAAAGAUUCAAGGAACGUUGGAAGAAAGCUGUCAAGGAUGAUAUAUGUUGGGUUGAUCCGUAUUGAAACCCCGAGUGGUGUAAGUAAACCGAAUCAAACCGGAAUUCUUCACAAAUAGAAUUUUGAGAUUGCUCUUGUUGAGUAUGUUGUGUUGUUUAAUGUAUACCAUUGUUUUAGUACAUAGAUUUUGUUUCACUGUGAAAAACAAUGUGUAUGUUAUAAUUAAGUGAUGCAGCAUCAUAGUAAUUUCACCGCC